UUGAGAAAGUGUGGGCGCCCAGAGGGACAGAGCGGCUCCGUUUCAGUGCAACCAGUGCUGGCGGGGCUCGUGCAUUCAGUUGCUGUCAAUAUCUUUAUCUGCUCUAUUUCACAUUGACAAUUGCUGACGGAUCGAUAGGUCUGAACAGGAAUUUGUCGCGAGCUUGAUUUUCCCUCAUCGAGUUCAACCUAUGAAUUACUCGCGACGCGUCGCCAUUUGGUUACUCGCGUUAUCAGUGCAAAUUAUUCAGGCAUGUGCGUAUUGCGGUAGAUUGGAGAUGAUAUCCGUUUGGCUCCUCUUUUUAAAGCUGCUGAGAGCCACAGCUGGUGUGGGAAGGUCAUAUGGAAGUGAACUAAAUGAAGGCAAAAGCACCUCUGUAAAUCAGCAACAAAAAGAGCAGAAAUACCUCUCUGAAAAAGUCACCAUGGAGACCAGCCAGCUUUCAGAAAUGGCUGAUCUACCAGACUGUAAAAUGGAUCCUGGGUGUACAGAGGACCAGACAUGCCAAUUCACUGAGGAGGUAAAUGAAUGUUUUGACACAUAUUUCUCAGAGUGCCUGGAUACCAGAAAGAGCAACCCCCAUGAAGACCUCGAUGGGCAAAACGACAAAGGCAUAACCAAUGCAAGUGAGAGCUCAGGUGAAUCUGAUGGGAGCAAAGAAUCUCAAGAUAGCGUUAUGGUCAACAAACAAGAACUGCCGAAUGGUAGAGAAUCUUUGACCUCUGAUUCUCACGAAGACCCGCACACAAAUGACCAACCAGAAGAGGAAAUGGAAAUCAACAAUUCUGAUGAUGCCCAGGAGGAGGAGCACAAUGAACCUGAGGAGAGGGUGGAGGCAGAAGAAGAAUCUGUGCUGGAGCAGCAAAUGAACGAGCUGGUGAUUUCUGAAGUCCAGACUGAAACUUGCCCGGAUGUGGAUCGAGAUGACCUGAGUGACUGUCUGCUUGUGGAAAUGGCCAUCAUUUCAUCAGACAGUGAUGCUGAGGAGCCAUGGAGAUCUUCAGUUCCACCAGCUGUCAACAAAGAGGAGAUUGAAGAGAACGGUGAUCUCUUGGGUAUGGAUGAAGCAGAGGUAAUCCCGGAAGACCAAGCAAGGCAGGAAGAAGUUGAAGUGAUUGAUAGCAAUGCUGAACCUGAAGAUGAAGCCCUGGCUUUGAACCUUAAUGCAACUGAAAUUCUAGAACAACCAGAGUGUCCCACCGAAUGUGAGCUGCAAGAUAUUUCUUUGGACUCCUCUGUCCAUUACUGCAGCUUAACAAAGAUUGCAGAGGACGAAGAUGAGCUUGGGAAAACCUCAAAGCACAACCUGCAGCGCCUGUCUUGUUCAACUUCAGAGCUCGACAAGAAGUUGCCGCAGGACUUCUGCGUGGUUCAGGAAAUAAAGAGCGAGAAUGUCAGCACAGAGCAUCUGGAUUUCAGGGUUGCACGCAAGCAAUGGCAGAAGAUGGAAGAGCAGACCAAGGGUCUGGUGCACCGGCCAGUGAUGAAGCAGGGAUCUUGCCAGGGUGGGCACAGCUUCAUGUAUACACCUGUCCGCAACAUUGAUCGCCCUAGAAGAGACCCUGACAUCGAGAGUCUUGGUCUGGGGGAGUACCAGUACACUCAAUUCAGCCCCUGUUCAGAGGAUUCUGGUCUGGAUGACACAAGCUACAGGUCACCUUACGAUGAGCCAGAGACUCCAGUGGAGCGGGAGAUCCGUGAAGCUCUCGAGCGAGAGGAGAAUUUCAGACGAGAGAGGGCAAUGGCAAAGAUAUCUGCAGGUGACGCUACACAAGUUCAACCCAGGCCUAGUGUUCUUCACCACAGCAGAUCAGAGCCUGGGGAGAAAGGACGGAUGUGUGACACACCGGAAGACAGAUGCAGGUCUCAGAGGUCCCCUAGUGCAAGAACUCCAACUUUGUCCGUCACUGCAUCUUCUGGAAGAAAUCCCACAUACCAUGAAAUGACCGCCAGCAAUGUCAUUAUACUUGAGCCGGAUUCGUACCCCACAAGUCCACGGAAUCGAGGGAAAGGUGGGCUGCUCUCUCCAGGGACCAGCAGUUUCCAAGAAUGGCCAGACAUGAACAACGUGAUAAUCCUGGAGACAUCAAAUCUCAUAAUUCGAAGUGCCUCGGAAUUCUGCCUGAGCACUGCAUGUCAAGAGACACAAGAGAGCACGUUUCAGAACAAUCCCUUCUUCAAACUGCGCUCUCACAGCACCCAGUCUCUGGUGGAUCAGGAGAUCAAGUUGGUGAAGCAAAGAGAAGAGGAGCUUAGGAGGCAGAGAGCACAACUAUAUGUAAAGGAGAGAUAUGACACAGUCCUCGUGUCCCCCAGCCAACUGCAGAAUUUCACUUAUGAGAGACCAGGAGAAGUACCAGCAAAAUCCAAGUCAUCCCCCUCAUCUCCAUCGAAGACGCGCAAAAUGGAUCGCUCCGCUUUUUCCUGCGACCACAAGUUCCUUGAAGCUCCUUUCCCUCGAGUCAGACGAAAAAGUGCCCUGGCCCAGAGGUGGGAGGCAGGUAUCUUUGCCAAUCAUCAGCAACAAGACUGAAUGAUUUGCCUAAAUGAAGCACCGACGCACAAAUCAAGUUUCCAUUACAGUAUACGCAUGUAGAAAUAGAUUCAGAGUAAAACAGUCAUUAGUACAAACCUGGAACUUAAUAGGUGAGUAAAAAUAUUCAGAACUGAUGUCAUACCUUUUUUAAUUUUUGGAUGCGAAUAGUACUAUUUUCAUUCUGAAUUUUAUCCUGGGUACACUUUUAUAUUACUGCAGAUGUAAAAUGUAUACAGUAAUGCAUUCCUAAAUUGCACUAUGUACAAAAAUAACACCAAACACUGAGAAAUAUAUUAUUCUGAUUUCACAUAACAUACAUUGUUUAAAAGAAACACUAAUUUUGAGUCUUAACAAUUCAGUUUCUUGUUUAUAAGAUAUUUUGUCACUUUAGCCAUACAGUGGAGAGCAGAAGUAAAUAAAAAAUACAUUUAUUAUUGAUUUAAUCUGAUUAAAAGUGCAAUUUAAGACAAGAGAAACAGCUUCUUGGAAUGUCUAUUAUAGAGUAUUAUGGAUGUAGCUUCCAGAGGUGUUACAGAUAAGUAGCUGGCUUCUGUACAAUUAUUACAUUGUGAGCCUUUUAAAUAUUUUAUGCUUUGAUUGCGUGCUUAUAAUGUCAACAUUUAUUCCUGUGUGAAAAUAAUAAUUGAAAAUAUGUGUGAAUUUCACGUCAUAAUAUUCAUGUUUGAAAUGGCAUCUUAAACGAUAUGUUUUUUCCUUGCAGGAUGUUUUCAAUGCAAAAAUACUGUUCAAACCUUGCAAUAAAAUGAAAUGACAACUGA
Molecule: messenger RNA, 3315 nt
Organism: Rhinichthys klamathensis goyatoka
Lineage: Eukaryota; Metazoa; Chordata; Actinopteri; Cypriniformes; Leuciscidae
Exons: 4
Coding region: 191-2533 (780 amino acids)
Source: RefSeq, a predicted model, not a curated record